Molecule: messenger RNA, 576 nt
Organism: Phaedon cochleariae (mustard beetle)
Lineage: Eukaryota; Metazoa; Arthropoda; Insecta; Coleoptera; Chrysomelidae
Source: the annotation of a GenBank genome assembly
AUGAUUCCGUGGAAAGAGGUGGAAAAUCAUGAAGACGCUUGUGAUAAAAAGACGAUUAAAUACCAUUUCCACACAAAAUGGAGAAACAACAAUAGUUCCAUUGGUUAUUUCAAAAUAAUUAUUGAUCUUGCUAGUUUGAAACCUCAUUUUGGUGAUACUACCCAGAUCAGAUACAGCAUAACAAUAGUCUCGAAGAAUGAAUAUAAGGAUAACAACAAAGCGAGCGAUACUGCAACAGUAGUAGACAUUCCGAAGAAUGAUAUGAACAUCGUUGAUGAAUCUUUAGAAAAGCUUAAAAAGCAAUUACAGUGUCCCAUAUGCAUGGAGUACAUGAUCGGUAAAAUUUAUAACUGUGAAAAAGGGCAUGUAUUGUGCGACACCUGCAAACUCCAACUGACUGAAUGUCCUUCUUGUCGAGCAAGUCUUGGAGAAUCCAGAAGUUUUCCUUUGGAGAGUUUGGCUGAUGAAGUAGUGCUAGCUUGUGUGUUUUCCAUAAACGGUUGUAAGUUCACUGGAAAACUGAAAUUGCUUUCUCCACACGAGAAAGAAUGUGUACAUAAACAGAAGACUCAUUAA